Molecule: messenger RNA, 2338 nt
Organism: Triplophysa dalaica
Lineage: Eukaryota; Metazoa; Chordata; Actinopteri; Cypriniformes; Nemacheilidae
Product: putative ZDHHC-type palmitoyltransferase 6
Exons: 10
Coding region: 433-2070 (545 amino acids)
Biological process (GO): protein palmitoylation
Cellular component (GO): cytoplasm; Golgi membrane
Molecular function (GO): protein binding; palmitoyltransferase activity
Source: RefSeq, a predicted model, not a curated record
UAUGAUGACAGGAAAGGGAAUUUGUUGAAUUGUUUUAACAUUGCUGAUCAUUUUAUUUAAACUAUAUAUGCCAGUAAAAUAUGUUUAUAUGUAAUAUAUGUAAAAUUAUACAGCUAUUUUGAGUGAGAAAAACAAGCUGGCGUCUGGGCCGCCAAGCGCCCUCUGGAGGACUAAUUAUUUCUGCUUCAGUUUAUUGGUUAAAUAAACAACAACCCAAUCUUUAUACGGAGGCGGAGUUUACAGAAACCACCACAUUAGCUUAUCGUGUUUCAGAUUCGCUCUUACCGGAUUAGUGAUUUGUUGAUAUAACGGAGUGAUAGAUGACGUAAAUGUUUCCGCUAUGCAAGCCGAUUGAAGACAGACAUAUGUUUCUAAAUAAUGAGCCUAUUAUUUUUCUCUAGUCCGAAGAAGGCGUAAAUACAUUGUGGCAAAAUGCUGCAUGGGUCUGCUGCAGGAAGUUGUUUAUUUGAAUCGAUUCAACGCGGUGAAAUCGAUAGAGUUUCCCAUUUAAUACAACACGAUCGGGGACUCCUAAAGCAAAAGGGAUGGGGAGGUUUCACAGCCCUCCACUUUGCUGCUCUCAAUGGAAGCCGUCCGAUGGCUGAGCUUCUGCUAAACAGCGGUGCUGAUCCAAACAUCCCUUGCGAUGCCGGCCAGACUCCUUUUCACUUCGCCUGCAGAAAUGGCAAUAUCUAUAUCAUGCACAAUAUGAUGCAACAUGGCGCAGACCUAAAGCUAGUGGAUGAGCAAGGGAAAACAUCUCUUCUUCAUGCAGUCAGUGGUGGAAGUGUUGUUGCCAUGCAGUAUCUGUGGGAGACUGGAAUGUUCAGUUUUUCCGAUGCUGAUUAUUAUCAAAUCACUCCAUUGCAUUUGGCAGCUUCCACAGGCAAUACUGACGUCCUCCAGUAUCUCCUAAGAGCAGACAGAUGCACACCUGAGGCAGUUGACCACAAGGGUGCGACAGCGCUUCACGUGGCUGCAGAGAAAGGCAUGAUUGAGGUGUGCUGGAUACUGAUGAAGAGUGCUGGACUCCACAUAUUACACAUGAAAAACCACACUGGCCUCACACCACUAGAUCUCUGUAUUCGGGGGAAUACUUUUAGACAUCAGCAACUCUCCAGGAUGUUGAUGCAAUUCAGCAAACGACCAAAGGAUGUGAUACCUAAAGACUCGUAUGUGAUGUACUUCUGGAUGCUGAUGUUGCCAUCUCUGAGUGGGGCAGUGGUUCUCAUUAUAUCUGCAACUCUGGCGGACUAUGGCGGCAUCUUCUCUGCGCUACUGUUUCCCUGUAUGGCUAAAGUCAUUCUAUCACAGUACCACAGACUGAGCAGCUUUCAGAGGUUACCAAACCCCAUUUACCUCGGAACGCUGACUGCCGGCAUACUUCAUUCUGCAAUCUGUUUUAUCUAUAAGAUUUUACCCAGUGUGUGGCCAGCUCACACCUUGUUACACAUCGCAGUGUUCCAUCUCUGUGUGCUCAUUGGACUCUUUUGGAAAGUUUUAAACCAGAACCCAGGACAACUCCUCAAAGCUGAGACCGAUGCCCGGUUUUCCAGCAUAGGAGACUUACUAGAAGCCAACGAGAGCCCGUACAGAUUCUGUAUUUACUGUGAGCUGAUCCAAGUGGACAACUGCAAACACUGCCGUUUGUGUGAUGUGUGCAUUAAAGACUACGACCACCACUGCCUCUUCCUCAAUCAGUGUGUGGGGAGGGACAACCACCGUCUCUUCAUCUUCUUCAUCAUGGCCAUGAUGAUGGCCCACCUCAUCUUUAUCUUCAGUGCUGGGUUUUAUAUCCACAUGAAGCUGUCAGUCCUGGAGCGCUCUGACUGGGUUUCAGGGGCUGGGAGAGAGGCCUGGGUCCUUCUGUUGACUCUGCUCGGCAUCCUCUCGCUUAUAUGGGUGAGCUGGUUGCUAGGUGAACAGCUUGGUGCCAUUUCCAUGGGAACAACCACCUACUUCAGGUACAACCAGAAAUGCCCUACCAAAAGACAACGCUUGGCGACAGUGAUUUCUUUCCUGCUUGUGGGGAAGCAAGACCAGGGACGUUUUCAGUCCUUUAACAUAUAGCUUUUAAGAUUAAGUGACUUUAGUUUUUUAAUUUACAAAGGUUUUUAUUAGCUGGAAUAAUGCGGUAUGAUACAACUUAGUAGAAGCACUGUUGACAGCAUCUGUGCCAUGCCUUUGAUUUUCAAGUUAUAUUGAAUGUAAUCCUAGUGUUGUACAGCCCUUUUAUGUGUUCUUACAGUUUUAUAUUUUACAUCAUAUUUGUUGUAAAAUUGUUUGUAUUACUAUUUAUUUUUAAAGGACAAAUAUAAAUAAAACCUUUUGGUAUAAA